This is a messenger RNA of Nymphaea colorata (pocket water lily), 1605 nucleotides long. RefSeq lists its product as uncharacterized. Bases 234 to 1337 code for a protein of 367 amino acids. The record is from RefSeq and is a predicted model, not a curated record. The transcript has 8 exons. Lineage: Eukaryota; Viridiplantae; Streptophyta; Magnoliopsida; Nymphaeales; Nymphaeaceae.
AAUUGCAGGGUUGGUGGGUGCUGAGUAUGCUACGUUCUCGUAUGACUUGGCCUGAGUUCGUCCCGCGGUCUAGGAUUAGGAGGACGUGACUCGGGGUAGGGGCCGCAGGGGGGCGGUUCAUCCCUCUCUCUCCCUUAAUUUCUGUGACGCGAGUGUCUAUAUAAGAUCAUCCGUUUUGUGCCGGGAGAGGCGGGGAGAGGAGACGCGAAGCUGCUCCUGAGAAGCUGGGGAGGAUGGGGGCAGAAGAAUUCCCCUCCCUCCUGCCCAAGAAGGAAGGACAAACUCGGCCACUCGUGGUUGGCCUCCAGCCGUCCGCACUCCUCGAUCACGUGGCCAGGGUGGACUGGGAUCUGUUGGAUUCCAUUCCAGGCGACCGAGGAGGCUCCCAACAGGUGCAGAUUGCAGAACUGGAAUAUAUUCUGAGUGAAGUAAACACCCAUAUUCUUCCACUGCCUGAAGACGUCACUUCCAUAAGGACAAUAGCAGGUGGCAGUGUAGCCAACACUGUUCGUGGUUUAUCUGCUGGAUUUGGUAUUUCAUGUGCAAUUGUUGGUGCAUGCGGUGAUGAUGAGCAGGGAAAAUUAUUUGUAUCUAACAUGAGUUGUAAUGGUGUGAAUUUAACACGGUUGAGAAUGAAAAAGGGGCCCACUGGUCAGUGUGCAUGCCUUGUGGAUGCAUUGGGUAACCGGACCAUGAGGCCAUGUCUAUCCAGUGCAGUAAGGAUUCAGGCUGACGAAUUAACUAGAGAAGACUUAAGAGGUUCCAAGUGGCUGGUAUUGAGAUAUGGGAUUUUCAAUUUAGAACUAAUCCACACAGCUAUUAGAAUUGCAAAACUGGAAGGAGUACUUGUGUCUAUGGACUUGGCAAGUUUUGAGAUGGUUCGUGACUAUAAGGCACAUCUUCUACAUUUGUUGGAGAAUGGAAUGGUUGACCUCUGUUUUGCUAAUGAAGAUGAAGCCCGAGAAUUAAUGAGGGGUAAGGCACAGACAGAUGCAGAAGCUGCUCUAAAUUUUUUGGCUGCAAAUUGCCAGUGGGCGGUGGUGACAUUAGGUCCUAAAGGAUGCAUAGCUAAACACGGCAAGGAGGUUGUCCGAGUUGGAGCUGUAGGGGAAACACAAGCAACUGAUGCUACUGGAGCCGGGGAUCUUUUUGCCAGCGGGUUCUUGUAUGGCAUGGUCAAGGGACUCUCUCUCGAAGAAUGCUGCAAAGCAGGUGUUUGCAGUGGUGGAUCUGUGAUCCGAGAUCUUGGUGGUGAGGUGAGACCCGAGAACUGGCGAUGGAUGUUCCAGCAGAUGCACUUACAGGGCCUUUCAGUUCCUGAUCUCAUGAAGAAUUAAACAGAAUGACAGGAGGAGAACUAAUGCAUAUGUUCGUUUCAGCUGAGCUAUUUGUUAUGGUUUCGGCAGAGGGCAGAGCCAUUUUUGGGGUCGUCUAACUUAAGCUACCGAGAGGUGCUAUGUCAGGCUUGGGUAUUCUCUUUAAUAUUUUUUGCACUCCAUUGAUUGUUACGAAAGCAUAUUGUGUUUUUGUCUUUGCUUUUGACAUCUAAGCGUCUGGGCGGAUGUAACUCUUGUUUCAAAGGUAGGAAUGCAAUGCUUUCUUUUA